AUGUUUCAGGAAAAGUUCGUUUUGUUGGUAAAGGAGUUGAAGGAAGCGUUCACGCCUAAAGGAUACCUACUGACCUCCGCCGUGACCGCCACACAGUAUCACAUUGACUUGUCUUAUGACGUCCCAGAACUCAAUAAUUACUUGGACUUCAUAAACCUGAUGACGUAUGAUUAUCACGGCACCUGGGACGAGGGGACAGGUGUGAACGCGCCACUUUUUCCCCAGGAAACUGAUGACCCCAACCUCAACUUGAAUGUGAACCACUCUGUCCACGUCUGGAUCAAUAACGGCGCGUCCCCAUCCAAGCUGGUCCUAGGUCUGGGAGCAUACGGAAGAUCCUUCACCCUGACGAGUUUGGACAACACCGGGAUUGGGGCGCCUUUCGACGGGCCGGGAGCAAACGGCCCUUAUACUGAGGAGCCCGGGUAUUUUGGUUACAAUGAGGCACAAUACGCCAAGGAAAUGGGUCUAGGCGGCAUAAUGUACUGGGCCGUGGAUUUGGAUGACUUUAGCGGGAUCUGCGGGGACAAGGGUUACUCCAGCCAGCAGAUCCUGCAGCAAGGACUAGGAAGAGGAGACUACAGGGGGGAGGCGAAGUUGAGGCAUAUAGCCCUGUAA
Cydia splendana is the source of this 618-nucleotide messenger RNA. RefSeq names its product acidic mammalian chitinase-like. Lineage: Eukaryota; Metazoa; Arthropoda; Insecta; Lepidoptera; Tortricidae. Gene Ontology annotation, biological process: carbohydrate metabolic process; chitin catabolic process. The coding region runs from base 1 to 618 and encodes 205 amino acids. The transcript has 5 exons. Gene Ontology annotation, molecular function: chitinase activity; chitin binding. The record is from RefSeq and is a predicted model, not a curated record. Gene Ontology annotation, cellular component: extracellular region.